AUGAGACGACGCCACUCAACUGUCAAGGAGGACAUUACAGCCGACCGUCAUCUGGCAUGUCAGCCAAUAGAGAUUGAAAGGGGAAUAUUUGCUGUUGUAAAGUCCUUCAGCAGCAAUAGUGCACCCAUCCAUGUACAGAAGCAGACGUGGGGGACAAGCCAUCAAAUUCGUUGUGAGCUGGAUGCCUGUGUGCGCAACACUGAGGUGAUGCAUAGGAGUGGGUUUAUAUCCUUUGAUUGUGCCCAUCUGCAGUCCCUGCAAUACUGCCCACCACCCCUCAGCCCUCAGAUAGAACUAAGGGAGGAUGUUCUGAGGGACAUUGUCAGUAGCAGGUGGUUCAGCGAGGAGCGGAAGAGGGCAUGUCUUCUGAAAAAAACGGCGGCAAACACUGAAGGGAUCCCCUUCAGUGUUGAUGUUGAGGUGGGAAGCUCUUCCUCAAGAAAAUAUGUUUCCAUUUAUGAGGCAAAUCUGUCUUACUAUAACAAGUUUGGCAGAGUGAUGGUCAUGUUUGACACAGCAAAUAACACGUGGCAUUGCCAUUGUGUUAAAGCCAAACAGGCCUGUGUCCACAAGGCCAUUGCGAAAUGGCACUUUUUCCAGACAAGAAAGGAGCUCUUCACGGGAGAUGAGAGCGAGGAUACUCAAGAUAGUCAGGGCUCUGAAGACGAGGUGGAAACUGUCACCUCAAGCGAUUUUCAGUAUCCCCCUCGAGAUCAGGAUUUGGGGAGAAUUGUUAGGUACAUUCACAACAAGAAAAGGCUUCCUGCAGACUUGCCUGCAAAUGUGUAUGGGUUGACAAGUGAGUCAGACGUGCCUAAACAUCUGAUGCCCAAAGAGUGUGUUUGUCCUGAAUGUCCUGGUGAUCUUCCCCUCGGUGAACCCCUGAUCAUCAGCAAAUCAGCAAAAAUCAUUACUGUCAAGGGAAUCAUCGAGGGUGUGACAACUUAUGGGAAAAAAUGCAGUAGAUGUGGAAUGAUGGUGCGAUACCAGGAAUGGGAGGAUGGCUUACAUAACUUUAAUGACAAAGUCAUUCUAACCCUCCAUUUUUGCCUGUAUCUUCGGAACUGCCUCCAGACUCACACAGCUCUGGGUCGAGCCAUCGAGACAUGGGAGCUGACGUCGGGACAGCAGUACCCAAACAAAAAUAGCCUAAUACAUGGAUACCUACAUUUUGAAGCACUGACAGACCACGAUUAUAACUUCUCCUGUGUCCGCUGUGGACAUCACCCUCCUGUGGUGGUCAUGGAUCUCCACAAGAGCUGUGUCUUCAGCUUGGCAGUCAGUGAACUAGAGGAUCCACCAGAUGGAUUUGAUGGGGAGGUGGACAUUGAUGAGUUCUGGGACUCUCUAUGUUUAGAGAGGAUUGCACGUGGUUUUGUUCCAAGUGAUAAACAAAAUCCUUUUGCCGUUAAACCUACGUACCACCACUGGGCCCCGUGGAUUGGACCUCACACCCGCAAAUCCAACAAGGUGCUCAAUACAGAGCAUGAAAAGGUCCACACAACAAGGCACCCAAAAGAACAGACAGAGAUUGACGUAACAGAGGACAGGCUAUUGGAUGAAGUAUCCAAUUUGAAGGUCCAUGCCAUCCGAAAGCUCUGCAGGGAGUGCGGAAUUGAUUCCCAAGGUUCCAAAAUGGAAUUAGUUCUAAGGCUGAGAGAAGAAAUGAAAACCCGAAGCAAAUUUGAUAAAAUCUUUCAAAAGGUUUGGGGAGCAUCUGGUGGCUGGGCUGUUGUUAUGUGCCCCUGUGGACAGGUUGUCUCGCUGAAAUUUAACAUUAGGGCAGAAAGUCCUAGGGACUUUACUGAUUUAUUGUUAUCUUGGAAACACAUGCCCAACAUAUGCAUAUAUGACUUUGCAAGAGGUCUGGCAGUGCAUGCUAACCUUAGAGAGCCUGAGACGAUACCUUUCAGCCCUCAUGAGGGUAGGUUGUUGGACCCCAGCCAUGAAAACUUGCAGUACGCAUCCAAUGGUGGUAUGGUUAAUUUACCAUGGCUUAACACUAGGAAAAAUGUGCCGGACCCGGGAGGACAUCCAUUGACUGGGUCAGCAGACCACUAUUGUCUCUAUGACACAUUCCAUGAGGGAAACACUAAAGACCCGAAAGAUAUCCUCCGGAGGAUAAAGAUGGUACCUGAACUGGCAGGGAGAAUUAACAGCCAGGUUGCAGAACAACUCUUCUCAACCAUGAAAAAAAACAACUAUUACAUGAACAUGCUCUCGCCAUCUGCUCAUGUUUUCAUGAUGCGUAAUGUUAUUCACAAUUACAAUCAGCGGAAGAACAAGAAGAUCAAGGAGGAAUUAAAGAAGCUUGUGACUCCUGAAAUUCAGCUGUGUCUCAAUGAGCAUGGUCAGGCAGAAUUCUGUGCCUCUCAGCCAACAGGGCUUAGCCCCGACCCAGUUGUUGCUGCCUACUCUCAACCAGUAGAGCUUAGCCCAGAUCCAGUUGUUGCCGCCUCCUCUCAGCCAGCAGAAAUGGGGUUUUGCUCAGACCCAGAUCUUUCACCACCCUCUAAACGUUCAAGGUUACAGUCGCUCUCCUCAGCUGUUGACCGUACUACUCCCAACUUUACAGUUGCUGAUUGGAAACGAGAACCAAACGCAAGACUCAUUGAAUUACUGGACUAUGUACUGGAUAUUAAGGGUGACCCUAAGGAGGAAAUUGUUCAAGCCAACAACUCGAUCCUCACAAGGUCUGACUUUUGGACUCUGGGCCUAGAACGAGAUGUUGAAGCAACGAUUGCAAAUUGUUGUUUCAACAUUAUCGUCAAGGCUGCAAAUGCACAUGGCAUUGCAACCGUGGCUGUGGAUGCCUAUGUGGUAGUCACCUGGCUUCCUCCAUAUGAGGCUUCUCCAAUUGCUAAAAUGAUUUGUGACUUUGCAUCCAAAGACGUGGUGCUUCUCCCUGCCUGGCAGCCUGGGCACUGGACAUUGUGUUAACCUGGCACAUGCUGUGUCCAAUGGACCAUGGAAGUCAUUUUACUUGGCUGACGAGGGAGCAUCUCCCCAGCAUCAGAGCAACAGCUGUGGGGUGUUUAUGCUGAUGUAUGCAAUGUAUUCUACCCUCCAAAAGCCAUAUGAUUUCAUUGAGGUGGACAUGCUCUCUAUCAGGAGGUGGUGGUGUGGGCAACUGCUGGAGACCUUUACGCUUGAAAGGUGUUACAUACUGCGUCCAUAUUUUGCUAUUUAAUUAUAUUUGGUGCUCAUGAAGAUGGAAGCCUAUACUGAUCUCAUUUCUUUCUCUAGCCCUGCAAGACUAG
This is a messenger RNA of Rhinichthys klamathensis goyatoka, 3260 nucleotides long. RefSeq lists its product as uncharacterized. The transcript has 16 exons. The record is from RefSeq and is a predicted model, not a curated record. Lineage: Eukaryota; Metazoa; Chordata; Actinopteri; Cypriniformes; Leuciscidae. Bases 1 to 2940 code for a protein of 979 amino acids.